AUGGCAACCUCUGUGUCUCUCAAGGAGCUCUCAAAGGCCAUACAUGCAUACCUACCCCAGCCGACCCUCCCGCUCCCCGAAAGCCUCCUCGACACCAUCGCAGCCUAUCUCCGGCGACAUGGGAAAGCUGAUGACGCAGCCUCGGCCAGACUCCAAGACGAGCUGGCCAACAUAUUCGAAAAGUACGUCAAGGGCAACUCGGCGGUCUCUGGUUCAUGGGCAGGCAUCCUGCGUCGACUCUUGCCGGCGCUCAAGACGCCCAAGAGAGUCUUGUCAUGGCUCGACUUUUUCAAGGGCAUCCUCGACGGGACGAACCUCGAAAAGGUCGCCGUAGACGAGGCUGUGGCCGCCCUGACGGACUUGAUCGACUUUUUGGACGAGCACCCCAUGAAGUCGGGCGGUAAUUCCGACACCAACCCCGUCGUUGACCGCCUGAUUCUAGUCUGGAUGGAUCGUUUUUAUCCGGAACAGGUUGAAGGAGAUACGAGGCACGGAUACAGUGAGAAAGUGCUUAGGGACAUCCUCAUAAGUUUUGGAAAAAGGCGGCUCAAGGCGUUUCUGACAUCUCUUGACGGUGGCUUCGUCACGAAGGCCCGUCGCCUGGCAGCCCUGCGAUUUCUUUGCGACUUCAUCCAGGAGCAGCCCCCACAUCUCUACGAGGCGCUGGAAACCUCAUUGUUCGGACAUCUAUUGACGUGUCUGCAGCACGACACCUCAACUGCCAUCAUCUCUUCCGCACUAACGGCCCUGAUGAUGCUACUGCCGCAUAUGCCUAGCUCUCUUGCCCCUCACCUGCCGCGCCUGUUCAACAUUUAUGCACGCCUCCUGUUUUGGGAUCGAGAAAUUUCCAAGGUGAGCGAUGGCUCCCCAAUAGGUGGCAACCAACCCAAAGGCUGGGAAGUUUGCACGUACAAUCCCGAGAUGGAUGAUUUCGCCAUCGCACCGCUCUCCAACUAUUUCACCGUCUUGUACGGACUCUACCCCAUCAACUUUGUCGAGUACAUCCGUAAGCCGCAGAGGUAUUUACGCCACGCGGGCAUGCCUGAUCCUGAGGAGAUCGAGGUCCAGCCGACGGAGAUCAGGAACCGGUCGGAGCGCUUCCGGCGUUGCCAUCUUCUUCAUCCAAACUUCUACACGCUGACGGUAGACUCGGAAAAGACGGACUUUGGACGCUGGAUCAAGAGCGAGGCAUCGGAGCUUCUUGUCGAGUGCAUGGCGCUCUGCCAGAUCCAGACGGACCAUUCUCACCAGUCGCCAGGGCAUGAGAGUCCUCCUCCGACGGCUGGUUGGGUAGAAAGCCCGGCGCGCGAAGGGCCCGAAGAGGACGCGUCCGAUUCCGCACUAUUAGGAGGCUCCUUCUCCCCGUCGAGGAAGCCUCCACCAGGUCCCAGCCGGACGGGAGAAGUACAGGCUACGGGUCACGACGGAGCCAGUCGAGCGACAAAAUCGUUGACUCACAGCCAGCUCCAGGACUUGAUUAAUUCCAACAGAGUGAUCAAGUCGAGCCUACAUCAUAUGUUGGCAAACCGCGGCGUUCCUUCUUCCGACCUGGCUCCCCAAGAGGCCGAUACAAGCGUGAUAUCAACCUCGGUAAUACCGGCUCUCGCAGAGCUUGCCCCAACUACACGCCCGACGGAGCGAGGCACACAGAUUGCGCAUUUGCAACAGAGGGUACUCGUGCUCGAAAUCGACCUCACAUUCGAGAGGUAUACGAAGAAGCAGCACAUGGCUCAUAUCGGUGAGCUAAGACGCAAGUUGAUGAUGGAGGCGGCGUCGGAGGCGGAAAUGCAGGACCUAAUCAUGACAAACCGUCACCUGAAACUCCGUUGCCAAGAAGCAAAGAUGGCGGCGGCGCAGGUUCGCAAGGAGUCGGAGAAGAGCCGGGCGAUGGCCAAGAAGUGGGAUGAGGACCUGACGAACAAGUUCAGAAAGCUGCGGGACGAAUUCAGGCGGACGACGGCCGAGCUUGUGAUUAUUCGACGUGAGUUGGACGAGUCCAAGGGUGAGUGCGAAAAGUUGCGCAAGCUGGUCUGCGAUGGUGAGGUCAGGGAAUCUCAGUGGAAGCAAAGCAUACAAGCGGCCGAGAUUGAGAAAAAGGAAGUGAGGCGGAUGAAGGCAGAGGUUGAGGAGUUGACCAAGUCGGAACGCUUCUACCAGGCCCGAGAGCUCGAGCACAAGAUGGCGGUGAGCUCGGUGGCGAUGGCCGAGGCGGAAGCGGAGAUGGCUCGCAUACGACUUGCAGCGCAGGAGCACGAUGCGCGGCGAGCCAAGGACCUUCUCGAGUCCGAAGCGAAAGAGCUCCGGUCGCAGCUCGCGAGUUUGCGGGAGGAAGGAGAUCACCCUGGAGUCAGCGCGAAGCUGGCGAUCGAGGGAGCGCUGGCGUCCAGCAGGGCCAAGCAAGCGGAGCAGCAGAAGCAGUACGAUCUCCUCAUGCGCAAGUACACGGCUCUACAGUCCUCGGUGCUGGACAUGCGAUGUCAGGGAGUGGGAGAGCCAACGGCGAAGGUUCAGGCUUCGUCGACAUGGACGGCGGGCGCGGCGGGCGAGAGUCUGGCGCUGUUUGCGAGCCCUGGGAUAACCAAGGCUCGGCCACACCGGUCCGUGUCCAACGUGGAGGCAACGGCGUACAACGUGACUCCUCCGCUGGAGCCCCUUGCGGGCACGGCAUCGUCGCCGGAUGCGGGACGGGUCGCGAGCACGUCGCAAGGUGCAGGAGGCCCCUCGGGAACGGGGCCGCUCGCUAGCAGCCCUGAGGAUCAGCGACACUUUGGUAGCAGCUUGACCAGCCGAAUACGCAAGGAGUCACGGGAGUCGUCCAAGGAGGAGGGCAACUCCGGCAAGCCCAAGAAGGAAAAAAAGUCGGGAUUGAGAGGAAUCAGGGGAUUCGUGUAG
Drechmeria coniospora is the source of this 2892-nucleotide messenger RNA. Its product is annotated as hamartin. Gene Ontology annotation, biological process: regulation of cell cycle; negative regulation of TOR signaling. The record is from RefSeq and is a predicted model, not a curated record. Bases 1 to 2892 code for a protein of 963 amino acids. Gene Ontology annotation, cellular component: TSC1-TSC2 complex. NCBI's taxonomy places the organism in Eukaryota, Fungi, Ascomycota, Sordariomycetes, Hypocreales, Ophiocordycipitaceae. The transcript is spliced from 4 exons.